AUGGUUUUGUACACGACCCCCUUUCCCAACAGCUGUCUGUCCGCCCUGCACGCCGUGUCCUGGGCCCUCAUCUUCCCAUGCUACUGGCUGGCGGACCGGCUCCUGGCCUCCUUCAUACCCACCACCUAUGAGAAGCGCCAGCGGGCGGAUGACCCGUGCUACCUCCAGCUGCUCUGCACCGUGCUCUUCACGCCCGUCUACCUGGCCCUCCUGGUCGCCUCGCUGCCCUUUGCGCUCCUUGGGUUCCUCCUCUGGUCCACCCUGCAGUCGGCCCGCCGGCCCUACGUCUACUCCCGGCUGGAGGACAAGGGCCCAGCCGGCGGGGCAGCCCUGCUCAGUGAAUGGAAGGGUACGGGUCCUGGCAAAAGCUUCUGCUUUGCCACUGCCAACCUCUGCCUCCUCCCGGACUCACUGGCUAGGCUCAACAACGUUUUCAACACCCAAGCCCGGGCCAAAGAAAUCGGCCAGAGAAUCCGCAACGGGGCCAGUAGGCCCCAGAUCAAAAUCUACAUCGACUCACCCACCAACACCUCCAUCAGCGCGGCCAGCUUCAGCAGCCUGGUGUCACCGCAGGGCAGUGAUGGUGUGGCCCGGGCCGUCCCUGGGAGCAUUAAGAGGACGGCCUCUGUGGAGUACGGUGGGCGUCACCCUAGCGAAGAGGCCGCCAACGGCCUGGCCUCCGGGGACCCAGCCGACGGCGGCAGCCUUGAGGACGCCUGCAUCGUGCGCAUCGGUGGCGACGAGGGGGGCCGGCCCCCCGAAGCCGUCGACCCCCCCGCUGGUGGCCAGGCCAAGAACGGGGCUGGUGGGGGCCCACGGGGCCAGACACCCAACCAGAGUCAUCGGGAUGGGGACUCGGGGAGCCUGGGCAGCCCCUCGGCCUCCAGGGAGUCCCUGGUGAAGGCACGGGCCGGGGCUGACGGCGGCGGUGGGGAGCCAGGCACCAACAGCAAGCUCCCGUACAAGGCCUCGGUGGCGAAGAAGGCAGCCGUGCGCAGGAGGCGCCACCCGGACGAGGCCUUUGACCACGAGGUCUCAGCCUUCUUUCCUGCCAACCUGGACUUCCUGUGCCUGCAGGAGGUGUUUGACAAGCGGGCGGCCACCAAGUUGAAAGACCAGCUGCACGGCUACUUCGAGUACAUCCUCUAUGACGUCGGGGUCUAUGGCUGCCAUGGCUGCUGCAGCUUCAAGUGUCUCAACAGCGGCCUCUUCUUUGCCAGCCGCUACCCCAUCAUGGACGUGGCCUAUCACUGUUACCCCAACGGGCGGUCCUCCGACAGCCUGGCCUCGAAGGGAGCUCUGUAUCUCAAGGUGCAGGUAGGAAAUACACCUCACGACCAAAGAAUUGUCGGGUACAUCUCCUGCACACACCUGCACGCCCUGCCAGAGGACAGUGACAUCAGGUGUGAGCAGCUGAACAUGCUUCAGGACUGGCUGGCUGAUUUCCGAAAAUCUACCUCCUCGUCCAGCGCAGCCAACCCCGAGGAGCUGGUGGCGUUUGACGUCAUCUGCGGAGAUUUUAACUUCGACAACUGCUCCUCUGAUGACAAGCUGGAGCAGCAGCACUCCCUGUUUACACGUUACAAGGACCCCUGCCGCCUGGGGCCUGGGGAGGAGAAGCCGUGGGCAAUCGGUACCCUACUGGACAAGGACGGUCUCUACGACGAGGAAGUGUGCACCCCUGACAAUCUGCAAAAGGUCCUGGAGAGCGAGGAAGGUCGUCGCGAGUACCUCGCCUUCCCCACCAGCAAGAGCCCCGGGGGAGGCCAGAAGGGACGCAAAGAGCUGCUGAAGGGCAACGGCAGGCGCAUUGACUACAUGCUGCACGGGGAGGAGGGGCUGUGCCCAGACUGGAAGGCCGAGGUAGAAGAAUUCAGUUUCAUCACCCAGCUGUCGGGCCUGACAGACCAUCUUCCGGUGGCCAUGCGACUGAUGGUGUCUGCGGGGGAGGAGGAGGCAUAA
Mesoplodon densirostris (Blainville's beaked whale) is the source of this 1962-nucleotide messenger RNA. RefSeq names its product sphingomyelin phosphodiesterase 3 (gene SMPD3). The transcript is spliced from 7 exons. Bases 1 to 1962 code for a protein of 653 amino acids. Gene Ontology annotation, cellular component: cytoplasm; extracellular region. Lineage: Eukaryota; Metazoa; Chordata; Mammalia; Artiodactyla; Ziphiidae. Gene Ontology annotation, biological process: sphingomyelin metabolic process. Gene Ontology annotation, molecular function: sphingomyelin phosphodiesterase activity. The record is from RefSeq and is a predicted model, not a curated record.